Messenger RNA from Penicillium digitatum Pd1, 1665 nucleotides. Its product is annotated as FHA domain protein. The record is from RefSeq and is a predicted model, not a curated record. Gene Ontology annotation, cellular component: cytosol; cell division site; ubiquitin ligase complex. Gene Ontology annotation, molecular function: ubiquitin protein ligase activity; protein binding. NCBI's taxonomy places the organism in Eukaryota, Fungi, Ascomycota, Eurotiomycetes, Eurotiales, Aspergillaceae. Gene Ontology annotation, biological process: ubiquitin-dependent protein catabolic process; protein K48-linked ubiquitination.
AUGUCUACUUCAGUCACCGCCUCCACCUCCCUCCCUGACUGCCCUCGCCCCAGUCGCUUGCGCCGCUUCAGUCUACGAACCUACAAUCAGAAUCCACCCACCUCGCCCAGCGGGCAGCACUCGUAUAGACACAGUUUGAGUAGCCGAAUUCACUGGCGGCUCUCGAAUCCGGGCUCCAUCUCUCCGACAGCGACCUCCCCAGCUCCAUGUCCGGAAAGUGACCACCCAAUUCUCUCUCGUUACACUUCUGCACCCGCCCCGAGUUACGGUUUUGGUACCGAACUCAAUAGUCAAGUGUCAUCCACCGAUUCCGCCGCUUCCACACCUUCCAACGACCCUAUUCAAUCGCCCAAUCCCAUGGCGCGCCUGAGGAGCACCUCGGCCGCCCAUCGUCCGCCACCUCGCACGUUGGAUCGUGCCACAAACAACUCUCAAGAGAUCACCCCGUCCCUUGAACCGGGCGCUGUUCAAAGCAAUGCGACCGAACCCACCAGCGCUGCUGCCGAUGGACAGGUGACUCUUCCCAAAUCGGAGACCAAGGCGACUAUUCGGUUUUUCCCCUACCAGGAUGCCCUUCAGAGUUCGAGGCCCUCGUUGCCUUUCGUCCCAGUCGCCCGUACCCUUCCAUCAGAGAGCUGUGUUAUUCGCGUCGGUCGAUACUCGGAGCGUGAUGGUGUGCCCCGCCCUAACCCGACCGAACCUUCAGAUUCUCCCGUAGGGUUCAAAUCCAAGGUCGUUAGCCGGAAACAUUGCGAGUUUCUAUACAUGAAUGGACAGUGGCACAUUAAGGAUGUUGGUAGUUCUUCGGGAACCUUUUUGAACCACAUGCGUUUGAGUCAGCCAAACAUGGUGUCUCGUCUGUACUCCAUCAAAGACGGCGACAUCGUGCAGUUGGGUAUAGACUUCCGAGGGGGAGAAGAAAUGAUCUUCCGAUGCGUUCGGAUUCGAAUUGAGUGCAAUCGAUCGUGGCAGCAGAAGCCUAACGAGUUCAACAAAAAUACAGAAAGCCUUAUUAAAAACUUGGGCAAGGGUGAGACGGCUGACUAUUCGGGUUGUCGUGAAUGCUCGAUUUGCCUUGGCUCGGUCUUGCGACCUUAUCAGUGUUUGUUUAUGGCGGCCUGCGCGCAUGUCUGGCAUUACAAAUGUAUCAGUCGUUUACUCCACUCCCCCGAUUACCCAAUGUUCCAAUGCCCCAACUGUCGUGCAUUCACCGAUCUCAGCGCCGAAGUUGAUGACUCGAAUGACGUGGAGGAAAAACGAGAGAAGGAGCCGGUAGAAAACCGGACAUCCUCUGCCGAACGGCCUGAAACAGAGGCGCCUUCGGCCGUCGAAACAAACGGCAUGGAACGGCCCUCAGAUCAGCUCGGAGAUCUUCCCGAAGAAGAAAACCUGGUCAACAAUGUUGAGAACCUGCAUCUACAAGAUGACCAGCAAACGGAUGACACUCGAAGCUCAGCCUCGCCAGCCCCUCACUCAAGCACCGAUGACCUCGCCCGCAGCGCCACAGUCAACAUCCCCGGGUGGCAACCGACGCCACCAGUCAAUGUGCCGUCCGGUCGCCCAUCACAACUAAGAUCUGAGACGCCAACAUCUGAUGAUAACCCGUUGACCCCGCGAAAUGACUCGGGGCCUUUGGCCUUCGAUGGCAGAGCAGGAAUGCCGUAA